Molecule: messenger RNA, 2401 nt
Organism: Acanthopagrus latus (yellowfin seabream)
Lineage: Eukaryota; Metazoa; Chordata; Actinopteri; Spariformes; Sparidae
Product: G/T mismatch-specific thymine DNA glycosylase-like
Exons: 11
Coding region: 329-1720 (463 amino acids)
Biological process (GO): base-excision repair, AP site formation
Cellular component (GO): nucleus
Molecular function (GO): mismatch base pair DNA N-glycosylase activity
Source: RefSeq, a predicted model, not a curated record
UGAUCGUGCAGCGUUCGUACAAAUACCAUGCACUGACGCAUUUAUUAAAAUUAUACGAUUUAAAAUCCAAUGGACAAAGAUAUGCUCCUUGUAGUUGUUUUUCUAGUUUCCAGUCAAAGAUUUCUUUCCUCUCACACACCUAGGUCUUACACUUGAGAUCUUCCGGUGUCAAAGUUGACCGGCAGUGCUGUCAUUUCUUUGUUGCCUGUGUAGCACCUAAUAUUUUGUGAAUAGAAGAGCGGGAUAGAUGGAAAAUAAACAGUUAUCUGUACAGAAGAAGCAAUUGUAAACCUUACCCACAUCAGGUUCGUUCAAAACCAACCAAAAGAUGGACGAAAAGCAGAAUGGAUCAUACCCUGUUGUCUCCCCGGAGUACCUUCAUCAGUGGGUUCAGUCUGCACAGCAGUUUCAAGCUCUCCAGGCUCAAUAUUCAAGCUUGAACCAGGACCACCAGUUUCACUACCCACAGGGGGAGACAGGAGAGACAGCCAUGGCACACAUGGCUAAUCCAGAGCCCAUGAUGGAUCAGCAGCAACCUGCCAACCUGGCAAAACCCCCAGCCAAAAAGAGAGGCAGAGCAGCACUGCCAAAGGAACCCAAGGCACCAAAACCUCCAAAAGUCCCCAAGGCACCGAAACCACCGAAACCACCGAAGGAACCGAAGGCACCGAAACCACCCAAAGACCCAAAUGCACCUAAGGCCAAACCGGGUCCAAAGCCCAAGAAGGCUGCUGAGGCUCAAGCAGAUGGCAAGCAAGAGAAGAUUGAUGAGAGCUUCAAGAAGGUGAAGAGGAAAAUUGACCGCUUCAAGGGGAUGUCAGAGGAGGAAGUAAUGAAGAAAACUUUACCAGACCUGCUGGAUUACAACCUGGACUAUGUCAUUAUUGGUAUCAAUCCAGGAUUGAUGGCAGCUUACAUUGGACGGUGGUUUCCAGGUCCUGGAAAUCACUUUUGGAAGUGCCUGUUUCUGUCUGGAUUUACUGAGGAGCAGCUAAACCACAUGUCCGACACUACUCUACCUACAAAGUACAAAAUGGGCUUUACCAACAUGGUGGCCAGGGCGACACCAGGGAGCAAAGAUCUCUCAAGUAAAGAGUUGCGUGAAGGAGGCAAAAUUCUCGUUGAGAAGUUGAGGAAGUUCAGACCUCUUAUUGCUGUUUUCAAUGGAAAAUGUAUUUAUGAAAUGUUCUGCAGAGAAAUGUUUGGUAAAAAACCAAAGAAACUUGAUUUUGGAUUGCAGCCACACAAGAUCCCAGAGUGUGACGUGGCUCUGUAUCUGAUGCCUUCAUCGAGCGCUCGUUGUGCUCAGUUCCCUCGUGCUCAGGACAAAGUCCACUUCUACAUCAAACUGAGGGAGCUCAGAGAUCAACUAAGGGGUGUCCGAAAACAGACUGAGAUCGAGGAGAUUGACUACACAUUCAACCUGCAACUGGCCAAGGAGGAUGCCAAGAGGAUGGCUAUUAAGGAGGAGCAGUACGAUCCUGGUUAUGAAGAUGCCUACGGUGGAGCAUAUGCAGAGAAAGGACCUGAAGGAGAGCCGGCCCCGAGCCAGACCAACGGUCACUGUACAUUCUCAUCUGUAGAAAACAGAGAAGAAACGCAGGAGGCGGCAACGUCACAAGUAGCAGAAGGGCAGCUCCCAGACGGACAGUGGAUGACCCAGUCCUUUGCAGAUCAGAUCCCAGACAUCAGCGGUGGUCCGAAGGAAGGCAGCGUAUAAGGAAAAGACUUAUUGUCUGGUUUUGAAUCAUUUUCCUUUUUAUUAGGGUCCGAGUGGGAUAUACACACAUUGUUGGACUUUUUAGAGAUUUUGCAGAACAUUUUUUCUGCACUUUUAUUUCUUUUGUGGUCUUGUAUACAUGUAUGAUCAUCUUCACGGCAGUCUUUUUUUAAAUAUGUGAAAUCAGGGACUUGACAAUGAUGCUUGACUGUCCUUGGAGAAGGUCAUGUAUUUAAAUGUUUGUUUUGCCUUUGUACUCUACUGUUCCAUACUGCACUGAGACGCAGUAACUGUAAACGGUCACAUCUACUGUUGUAACAGUAGAUAAAUUCUAGAUGAUUAUUUUCUAAGCUUGACUGAUCAGUUGGAGCCUAUAUGAUCCUCAGUGAAUUGAGGAUUUAGUUAGCAUUAAUGUAUUACAUUCAUGGUGCUAUGAACUGAUUACGAUCCAGUGUGAUCACUCAACCAGACUCAACAGGUAUGUCAGAGAUUCCACUGAAGGAAUAUUUGACAAACUUCUCAAUGUAAUGUUACAGGUUUUAUUUUACUCUUUGCUAUUAUCACUUUUUUGCUUUAGGAAUUUUAGAAUUAUGUUUUGUAUGUUUAUGAAAAUCUUAUUCAAAAGGAAUUUUAUGAAACACUUGUCUAUUAAAAUGUCCUGAUGAUGCCUUUUCUACAUUA